Procambarus clarkii (red swamp crayfish) is the source of this 522-nucleotide messenger RNA. The record is from RefSeq and is a predicted model, not a curated record. Lineage: Eukaryota; Metazoa; Arthropoda; Malacostraca; Decapoda; Cambaridae.
AUGCCUCAGCAGCAGCCAGCAGAUGAUAGCAGCGUCAGCAUGAGCUCACCAGAUGACAGCUUCAGCGACGCCCACCAGAUGACAGUUUCGUCACCGUGUCAGCGAUGGAGCCACCUUCGACCUCGUGUACGGAGGACGACAACAGCGACUGUACCAGCGACCUCCCCUAAGAACUCCUUCAUGACGUCUCCCAAGACUGGAUGGGGUCCACGAGUGGCCCACCCUGCAGUGGCCCACCCUGCAGUGGCCCACCCUGCAGUGGCCCACCAUGCAGUGGCCCACCCUGCAGUGGCCCACCCUGCAGUGGCCCACCCUGCAGUGGCCCACCCUGCAGUGGCCCACCCUGCAGUGGCCCACCCUGCAGUAGCCCGCCCUGCAGUGGCCCACCCUGCAGUAGCCCGCCCUGCAGUGGCCCACCCUGCAGUGGCCCACCCUGCAGUAGCCCGCCCUGCAGUGGCCCACCCUGCAGUGGUCCACCCUGCAGUGGCCCACCCUGCAGUGGCCCACCUAGGAGCUAUAUAA